This is a messenger RNA of Spinacia oleracea (spinach), 3146 nucleotides long. RefSeq names its product protein FAR1-RELATED SEQUENCE 5-like. Bases 470 to 2926 code for a protein of 818 amino acids. The record is from RefSeq and is a predicted model, not a curated record. Lineage: Eukaryota; Viridiplantae; Streptophyta; Magnoliopsida; Caryophyllales; Amaranthaceae. Gene Ontology annotation, molecular function: zinc ion binding. The transcript has 3 exons.
AGAAUUCAACCUGACAUUUCUGGAAAGAGGUAAAUUUUGUUGAAACUCCAUUUGAUUUCUAAUACCUUAUCAGUUUUCACUGUGAUAUAUUUCUUUAAAAUAGAACAAUUAAAAUCGAUUCUUUGGUAUGUCUUUUUGUGUUUUUUCUUGUAGUUUAUGAAAUACUUUAUUAUCGAUUAUGUUUAUUUAUAGUUUAUCAGAUUGUCUGUAUAUCCUAUAAAUCUGGUUUAAUGCGUUUGAUUUGGAAUGGCGGAGAAAACAAUGUGACUGUUAAUAUGUGCAACAAUUAAUUAUUUUAUUAAAUUUUGUAUGUAAUACAAGUGUACUUUAUUUAAUGUGUAUGUAGGUUUAAUAAUCAUUAAAUUUGCAAUACUUUUUUAUAAAUUAAAUGGCCGAUGAUUUAAUUUAAUAUGUAUGAAUAUUAAAUAAUCUUGAACUAGUGUUAAUUAUUUAUGUAUUUUACAGUGAAAUGGUUAGUAUAGACCUAAAUGGUGAACCAGAGGCCGACGAUGGUACUGUUGUCAAUUUUACUACGCCGAACCCCCCUAAAGAAGGAAUGCGUUUUGACUCCGGUUUUGAAUUUAGUGAAUUUUGUCACCGCUAUGCUUACAACGAAGGUUUUGAGAUGUUUGUGAGUAGUGAUGAGAUAAAGAAAGAGUAUAAGGAUAAGGGUGUAAGUAAGAAAGGUAUAGGAGAACUUGAGGCUAAGGCGCAUAUGAUGCAACGAAUAAGAUUAAAAUGCAAGAAGGGAGGUGUUAAAAAAAGCGAGGGGUCUAAUGUUACAGGUUGCAAAGUCUUUGUUUAUGGUUCAUGUAAAAAUGGAGAGUUUAUAGUUGUUAAUUGUCAUUUGGUGCAUAAUCACCCUCUAAGCCCCGAAUGUAGUCGAAUGAUGGUUAAUUACCGUAGCAUUGAUGGAGCUACCUUCGAUAGGAUAAUGAUAAAUGAAAGGGGGGGUGUGAGCGUUAGUAGAAACUUUGGCACUCAACUGAUUGAAAAAGGUGGUUUUGAUAAUAUUACGUUCAACAAAAGGGAUGUUAGAAAUGCCAUAGCUGUUGAACGUCGUAAAACAAUGUUUGAGGAAGGAGAUGCUGCCAGUCUUGAAAAGUAUUUCAAAUCACAACGAGAAUUGAAUAGCGAUUUUUAUAGUUCUAUGCAACGAGAUGAAGACGGUAUUUUAAAGAACGCAUUCUGGUCUGAUGCGCGUAGCAGAGGAACUUGCAAAUACUUCGGGGAUGUGAUUAGUUUCGACACCACCUUCUCUAGCAAUAGGUAUCGUAUGCCGUUUGCCCCUUUUGUUGGCGUCAACCACCACGGGAAAUCAAUUGUAUUCGCCGCCGCUUUAAUAUCACAUGAAGAUACUGAAACUUUUGUUUGGGUUUUUGAGGAAUGGUUGAAGUGCAUGGGAAAGCCUCCGAAGGGCAUUUUACCCGACCAAGACAAGGCAAUAGGUAAGGCAAUUAGCCUAGUUUUCCCAGGUGUUCCACACCGUCUUUGUUUGUGGCACAUGCUACAGAAUGCCUCUCGGAACCUUGGCAAACUUGCUGAAUGGAAAAGCAUUGAUACACUUAUUAGAACGGCCGUUCAUGAUAUGCUCGAUCCUGAGGAGUUUGAUGAGGCUUGGUGUCUUGUGAUGGACACAUAUAAUCAACGUAAGGGCUGGAUGCUGGAUGCUUACGAUAACCGUCAACAAUGGGCUCCAGCCUACAAUAGAGGUAGAUUUUGGGCCGGAAUGUCAUCAACACAGCGAAGUGAAGGUAUGAAUCGUUACUUCAAAACUCAAGUAGACCUAGAAUGUGGAUUGCUGCAGUUCAUUAAAAACUAUGAGUUUUGUAUGAAUAUAAAGGCAGAGGAAGAAAAGGAGGAUAAUUUUGAUUGUGUAGAUAAGCCUCCUCAAAUUGAUGUUGACAAGAGUGUGUUAGCUGAGUACGUUUUCCAUAAGGUUUACACCAACGAAAUGUUUGCUGAUAUCGUGCGUGAGCGUAAAGGUUUAACCCACACAAAUGUUACCAAAAUUGAUGCAAUAGGAUCACUUAUGUUGUAUAGAGCUGAUGAGAAACUGACCUCCCCUCAUUGGAGGAAACGGUUCAAAAGCUACACCGUUAAAGUAGAUAAGGUUAUAGGAGAGGUAAGUUGUUCAUGUCAGUUGUUUGAAUUUAGAGGUAUUCUAUGUAGGCAUAUACUCAAAGCCAUGGAUGUGGAGGAUUUUCAAUUUAUACCUGAGAAAUAUAUACUAGAUAGAUGGAGGAAGCAAGUUAGGUCUUAUGAGAGCUUGAGGGUUUCAUACUAUGAUCCGGAGGAAUCAAGACGGCUAGCAAAAGCUAAAGAGCUAUCUUUAAGGCACAAUUAUUUGAAAGAAUUGGCCAUGCAUAAUGACGUUGCAUACAAGCUGUAUACGGAAGCUACUAAUAUUGUUAGGCUAAAAAUGGAGGAUGCGGUGGGGAUACGUAAAACGGGUGACCAAGGAGAUACGUCUAUUGUGUGGUGGGAUCCUGAAGCACGUAAUGUGUUUGGUCGUCGUAGGUUAAGGCCAAGAGAGUGUAAUGAGCGUGCUUUAAAAAGGACAGUUCAACCCGUUCAAGAUGAUGUGAUUAAAACCCCUGUUGAUAAGAGGCAUGUUGGUAGGGCAAAGAAAGGACCUUGUUCAAUUUACGACAAAUCUAAGAAGAAACAAGCAUGUACGCACGCCGAGAUUGCAGCCAAUGAGGAACUUAUCGGCUCCAUGUAUGGGCAUAUUCCUAGCUACCGGGCUAGGCAAGAACAUGCAAACAACGUCAACGAUGAACGCGUACAUCCUUACUACAAUGGACCUGUGUUUGACGACAUUCCCGAAAGUUCGCAAAUAAAUUUAUGUGAAGAUAUAUCUCAGACUUUCGAUUACAAUACAUAUGAAUGGCGUACACGACUCGGCGGUCGACUUACAAUGUAGUUGUUCUUAUGUUGUAUUUGCUUUAGAUUUUGUGGGAUGUGGGAAUAUAUUCAUUGAUGUUUGCUUUGCAUUAAACUCGGGCAGUCUACUUUUACAUAUUCAAGUUAAUCCAAAAUGUUGCAUGCAUGGAUGUAAUUUAAGGAAAUCAAACUUUUUGUCAUUAGCGUGUAAGACUUGUAUUAACAAAAUAUUUCCAGAAGUGGUAUAUUGUGUUGAAAAA